This is a messenger RNA of Cooperia oncophora, 705 nucleotides long. Lineage: Eukaryota; Metazoa; Nematoda; Chromadorea; Rhabditida; Trichostrongylidae. The record is from the annotation of a GenBank genome assembly.
GGGAAUUUUUCAAAACGAAUUGAUUUCAGAUCCGAGGGACACCUUUGUAUCGGCGGCAAGAAUCCACCACAUGACGUCUUUGAACGAAUUGUAAACGGAAAAUUCAAGUAUGCGAAUCGUAGUCGAAUUCGAGUCACAGUCCUCAAUCGAAAACCAGAAGCGAAGAACGGCUGUAUUCUGGCUCUGAAUGAGGUUUUUGUCGGGGAAAACGAAGCUGCAAAGGUUUCGACUUAUACAAUUUCAAUCGAUGAUCAACCAAUGGUGAAACAGAAGAGCAGCGGACUUAUCGUUUCCACCGGAACUGGUAGCACCAGCUGCCAGUUUCUAAUGAGCAGCAGUCUGCCAUUCCACCAGAUUCAGGUAUUAUGGAAUGAACCGCGUAGAGGAGCAGCUGCGCAGGGUAUGGGAGUCGAAGUUAAGACAAGCAUGCGGGAGCUGGCUGGUGAAAUCGCCAAAAAACUGAACGAUAAAAUCGCCUUUGAACCGAAUCAUCCGAAUUUCGCCUACUCAAUUCGUGAGCCGAUAUUCAACGCCACAUUCAAGCGCACAAACGUGCGCGGAUUCGCUCGUCGAAUUCGUCUGAAGUCAAAGUGUUCGAAAGGCUUUCUCGUACUCGACGGUGCCACAAAGAUUCCAUUCAAUAAUGGUACCGAAGUGCUUCUAGAGAUCAACGAAGCCGACUCUCUCCGAACGAUCGUUUUAUAG